CUGGUACCAAUGUUACUUAUGAGCCUAAGCGCCCAAGUACUCGAGCAAAACCGACCCCAGUCGGGUGAUGAUUCUCGACGGCUCCAAGCGCGAGCCAGAGUGUGCCAUCCUGAGCUCCCCAUGAUCAUUGUCUCCCCUGCUGCGUCGUUCACAUGCUACAUCAACUUUCAACGGUCCGAUAGACGUUGCUCCUAGCCGGCGAUUACUGCCCCACAUCCGUUCUUCUCACGGCAGUCAGGUUUGAGGUUCCGCUCAACAACUGCAACGGCUGAAUACAUCCUUUGGUUCCUUGAUUUUCCCGUGGUUUUCGUACCCGACUAGAGCCCAUCACCAUCGGGAUCCCAUCGGGAUCCUACCGUGAAAUGUGUUGUGUUUGUUGUUUCGACUUCCCGACUGUUCACUUGAGCCGUCAUUGCCCGCUUGCAGACAUGGCUAUGGCAAGUUACAUAUGGUCAUCAACUUUAUGCCGUUUGCCAUUAGCCUCAUACAGCAUCAACUCUCUCCUGCGGUUCUGGUCGUACGAUUUCUUCGAAGGCGGGACGAAAACCACCCUUAUCGUCAACGAGCUGUGCUGUUGUGGUCCAUGUCGUACAGCUCCAUCAUGUAGACACGGUAAUCGGUUCCCGGUAGACUGGAUCGUCUUUCGGGAUGACGCGGUUCGUUACAGUAGUGUGCUGUGACUGCAGCCGUAAACGGGAAUGGGCCUCAUACUUUGGUGAGGCGCCGUGAGAAGGACUGACACAAGCCCAGCGGGUCCUCCAAUCGAAUUGUCGGGUGGCUCCGGUUGCUUCCCGGCCUUUGUAGCCGUCUGAUCCUCUGUUGAGCCCGGAACAGGUCUGGCUUGAGGUUCCCGUCUCAUGCCGAACAGUCAUUGUGAGAAGGAGCGGUAAGCGGCGGUUUAUCUUGUCUGCAUGAGCAAGUCACCAUCCGGAGCUACGCACGGGAUGACUUUCACCCGCUGUACCCUUC
Neurospora crassa OR74A is the source of this 969-nucleotide messenger RNA. RefSeq lists its product as hypothetical. Lineage: Eukaryota; Fungi; Ascomycota; Sordariomycetes; Sordariales; Sordariaceae. The transcript has a single exon. The coding region runs from base 363 to 680 and encodes 105 amino acids. The record is from RefSeq and is a predicted model, not a curated record.